Apis laboriosa (Himalayan honeybee) is the source of this 1880-nucleotide messenger RNA. RefSeq names its product protein phosphatase 1 regulatory subunit 21. The coding region runs from base 269 to 1642 and encodes 457 amino acids. The transcript is spliced from 5 exons. The record is from RefSeq and is a predicted model, not a curated record. Gene Ontology annotation, cellular component: membrane; early endosome. NCBI's taxonomy places the organism in Eukaryota, Metazoa, Arthropoda, Insecta, Hymenoptera, Apidae.
AUAUCUUAACAAUUGACAGUCAUCAAAAAGUACAUACAGAAUCUCGUAUAAAAGUGUAUAUUAUUUGGGGGCGUUAAGUUCAUUUAUUUUUCAUUUGCAAAAAUUUUUUUUAUCAAAUAAUUAGUUUUAUUUUUUUAUAAAUUUGUUAAAAAUUUUCAAUAUUUUCUGGUUGACAUUGACAUUUAUAUAAAAGUGCCAAUAUGUAUAUAUUUCUUGUUAGAAAAUAUUAUAAUAUUACAACAAAUAUUUUAACAAUAAGUAAUUUUUAAUGAUUACUAUAGAAAGUUGUAAUAACAGAUUGACGAUCGAAAGAAUGGAAAACGUUAUGGAGAGUGUCAAUGGACAAUUGCAAAUAAAAUAUCAAAAAAUUGCUACAGAAUACUCAAAAAUUCGUGCUCAAGCAAAUGUAUUAAAAAAAGCUGUGAUUGAUGAGCAAACACGUAAUGCAGAUAUUCGAGAGCAACUAAAAGAGAAAGAAGUAGAACUUCGAAGAGCUGAACAAGAAUUAGAUAGUUUAUCAUUUCGAAAUCAACAAUUAACUAAACGUAUAACUGUGUUGCAAGAAGAACUUGACAAAGCUCAAAAUAAAUCUAAGAAAGGGAAGAAUAAAUUGUUGGAAAAUAAUAGCCAAGUACUUGCAUCGCCGAAUCAUAUCUUAGAUGAGGAAUUCCAAAAAAAAAUAGUUGAGAAUGCUCAGUUAUUAUCACAAAUUAGCGAUAAAGAUAGUGAAAUUGAAACUUUAAAUGAAAGAAUACAACAAUUAGAAUCUAAAUUAGAUCAUUGUGAAAAAUCUAAAAUUGAAUUAGAAUGUCAAUAUCAAAAUAUUGUAGAUAAAUUGGAAAGAGAAAGGAAUGAUUUACAAAAAAAAUUAAGUGAUAAACAAAAACAAGAGGAAAGCGUUUCAUGGUCUAGUAAUGAAGGUAAACGGGAUGGAUACGAAUCUGAUAAUAGGAUAGGACAUUCGAAUCUUCCACAAAUAGAACCAUCUCCACUCUCAUCGCCAUCUGCAUCGCGUAGAUCAUCAAAAUCUAUUAAUGAAAGCCGAUCUCAUAAAAUACAAGAGGAGGGUAAUAAUUUUGAUUUUUCAAAAUCUUGUGAAGUAUUAGAAAAAGAAAUUAAUCAUUGGAGGGCGCAAUAUCACAUACUUAAAAUAAAAUAUGAUGAAAUAUUGCAAAAAGAAUAUACGAAUAAUAUUGAAUAUGAAUCUUUACAACCUGUAGAAAUAAAUCAUAUGAUUGGGAGAUUAACAAUACCAUUUUCAAUACCAGAAGAAAUUGAAGCUCGAGAAGCAAAAAUCCAAGAUUAUUUCCUACAAGAAAUUGAUAAAUUAAUAACGGAAAAACAUAUUUAUCAUGUAAAAAAUUUAGCUAUGGCUGCAACUAACGAAGUUCUACAAGUUCAUUUGGAUACAAGUGAAUCAAAGAGAGAGAAAUGCGAAUCUGCGCUUACAGAAGCACUUUUAAAUUCUAAUAUUUUACAGAAAGAUAAAGAAAUACAAGAAGGAAAUUAUAAAGCACAACUCAGUACUAUGAGUGAACAUCUUGCUAAUAUGAAUGAAAAGCUUAUUUCGCAAACAGAAGAAAUACAACAAUUAAAAUUUCAACUUGUAAAUAAGAAUAGUAAAAAAGGAAAACAAAAGUGAUACAAAAGUCAGGUUAUGAAUUAACGAUUAUUGACAUUCCAACAGUAACAUGCUUUAAUCUGAACUAUUAACAAUUUUAAUUUCAUGUACAUAUGAAAUUUGCACUUUUCAAACAAUCAUUAUUUUUUAUUAUAUAUAUUAACUAAUAUAUUAAGGAAUUUUCUAAAUCAAAGUUAUUUUAUUUAUGAAAUAAAAAUUAUUUACUUUAAUUUACUCUUAUAUAUUAUAAAACAUUUAU